Molecule: messenger RNA, 3010 nt
Organism: Abrus precatorius (Indian licorice)
Lineage: Eukaryota; Viridiplantae; Streptophyta; Magnoliopsida; Fabales; Fabaceae
Product: protein argonaute 16
Exons: 22
Coding region: 41-2749 (902 amino acids)
Biological process (GO): regulatory ncRNA-mediated post-transcriptional gene silencing
Cellular component (GO): cytoplasm
Molecular function (GO): protein binding; RNA binding
Source: RefSeq, a predicted model, not a curated record
UGAUUGAUGUUUUAGUGUCAUUUACCACAAAAGGAGAAAGAUGGAGAACAUACCUGGGAUUGACCAAGCUGCUGAGCCACCGGUUUCAUCUCUCCCACCUGCUGAUGUGCUGCAUAAUAUGGAAUCAGAACAAAUGACUCCUUCAAAGUAUUCUAUUAUUAGUAGGCAGGGGGUUGGUACCACAGGAAAACACAUACCUUUGCUUACAAACCUCUUCAAAGUUGCUGUUAAUGCUCCAGACACAAUGUUUUUCCAGUAUAGUGUUACUAUUUCUUUAGAAGAUAAAAGAGUUGUUGAAAGCAAGGGCUUUGGGAGAAAAGUGAUUGAUAGGCUUUAUGAAACAUACUCUUCUGAACUUGGUGGAAAAAGGUUUGCCUAUGAUGGAGACAGAACUUUGUACACAGUGGGUCCCCUUCCACUAAAUAAGUUUGAUUUCAAAGUGUUGCUUGAGGACUCAUUUGCAAAGUGUAGCGCUGAUAGUGCUGGUGCUAAUGGAGGCCUUCCUGAAGAAACUAAAAGGUCAAGACAUUCUUUUAAGUCAAAGACAUUCAUGGUGGAGAUAAGUUUUGUUACCAAAAUACCCCUACAGUCCAUUGCUCUUGCCGUCAAAGGGGUUGAGUCAGAUGCUAAUUCUCAAGAUGCUUUGAAAGUGCUUGAUAUCAUCCUGAGGCAGCAUGCAGCAAACAGAGGGUGUCUCUUGGUAAGGCAAUCUUUUUUCCAUGAUGAUUCAAGAAAUUUCACCGAUGUUGGGGCUGGAGUAACGGGAGUUCGGGGUUUUCAUUCCAGUUUUCGUCCUAUGCAGGGAGGAUUAUCUCUGAAUAUGGAUGUGACAACAACAAUGAUCAUAAAGCCUGGACCUGUAAUUGAUUUUCUCCUAUCCAACCAGAAUGUGAGGGAUCCCCGUAAUAUUGAUUGGGCAAAGGCCAAAAAAAUGCUUAAAAAUUUAAGGGUGCAUGCAACACAUCUUAACCAGGAAUUUAAAAUUUCUGGCUUGAGUGAGAAACCAUGCAUUCAGCAACUUUUUAGUAUGAAGGUUAAAAAUGGUGAUGACAAUAAUGGAGGGCAGACAGUGGAUAUUACUGUAUAUGAGUAUUUUGCCAAACACCGUGGCAUAGAGCUGACAUCAUCUGCUUAUCUUCCAUGCCUGGAUGUCGGGAAGCCAAAACGGCCCAACUAUCUUCCCAUGGAGCUAUGUUCACUUGUUUCCCUCCAGCGGUAUACAAAGGUAUUGUCUCCAAUGCAAAGAGCAUCUUUUGUUGAAAAGUCACGCCAAAAGCCUCAAGAUAGAAUGAAAAUUCUGACAAAUACUGUAGGACAUUGUUGCUAUGAUGAUGAUCCUGUUCUUGCUGCAUGUGGCAUUUCCAUUGAGAAGCAAUUGACUCCGGUUGAAGGUCGUGUUCUUGAGACACCGAAGUUGAAGGUUGGCAAGAAUGAUGAUUGCUUCCCUCUUAACGGAAGGUGGAACUUUAAUAAAAAGACACUUGUACAACCAUCACAUAUUGAUUUUUGGGCUGUUGUCAACUUUUCUGCACGCUGUGAUACUAGUUACAUAUCGAGGGAGCUGAUCAAAUGUGGAAUGAGCAAGGGCAUUAACAUUGAACGACCAUAUACUUUGAUAGAGGAAGAACCACAGUUGAGAAGAUCUGACCCUCUUACAAGGGUUGACAAAAUGUUUGACCUGCUUACAUCUAAACUUACUAAAGAACCAAGGUUGAUUCUUUGUGUCUUGCCAGAGAGGAAAAACUGUAAUAUAUAUGGACCUUGGAAAAGGAAGUGUCUGAGUGAUUUUGGUGUUGUAACACAGUGCAUUUCCCCCGUCAAGAUGACUGAUCAAUACCUUACCAAUGUACUUCUUAAAAUUAAUUCUAAGCUCGGAGGAAUAAAUUCUCUGCUGGCUAUAGAGCAUUCUGGGCAUCUUCCCAUAAUUAAAGAUACCCCAACAAUGAUUUUGGGUAUGGAUGUUUCUCACAGUUCCCUUGGUCGAGCAGAUAUUCCAUCAGUUGCUGCAGUUGUUGGAUCUCGAUGUUGGCCAUUGAUUUCUAGAUAUAGAGCAUCUGUGAGAACGCAGCCAUCUAAGGUGGAGAUGAUUGAUUCUCUAUGCAAGCCUUUGGAUGAUGGGAGUGAUGAUGGUAUUAUCAGAGAAUUGCUUCUAGAUUUCUAUAAUUCAAGUAAUAGACGCAAACCAACUCAAAUUAUUGUCUUCAGGGAUGGAGUUGGUGAAUCACAAUUUAAACAAGUUUUGAAUAUUGAGCUUAGCCAGAUAAUCAAGGCCUAUCAACAUCUUGGUGAGGUUAAUGUUCCCAAGUUCACUGUAAUUGUGGCACAGAAAAAUCAUCAUACGAAGCUGUUUCUGGCUAAUGGUCUGGAAAAUGUUCCUCCUGGGACGGUUGUUGACACAACAAUCGUGCAUCCAAGAAAUUAUGAUUUCUACAUGUGUGCUCAUGCAGGGAUGAUUGGCACAUCUAGGCCUGUACAUUAUCACGUGCUGCUUGAUGAGAUUGGUUUCUCAGCAGAUGACUUGCAAAAUUUGAUCUAUUCGCUAUCCUAUGUGAACCAAAGGAGCACAACUGCAACCUCAGUUGUGGCACCUAUAUGCUAUGCCCACCAUGCUGCAGCUCAGUUGGGACAAUUUUUGAGUUCUGAUGAUUUAUCAAAAACAUCUUCAAGUCCUGCAUUAGAGGGAAACACCCCCAUCCCAGAGCUUCCAAGGUUGCAUUCGAAUGUCCAGAGUACCAUGUUCUUCUGUUGAGGUGUAGAGUGCUGGCAGGUCCUAAAAAUUUAGUAAAAAAUUUUUGAUGAUCAAUCAAAGUGUAAAUAUCUCUGGGAUGUACAUUUUAGUAUCCAUGCGAACAUAGGAACCCCAAAUUUUGUUUGAUGGGGAGAUGGAUUUGUUGGCAUGGGUCUAGACAAUAUAUGUAGUUAGAAAAUAUUUUCUAUCAUCGAUAUGAAAAUUUCCCAUAAUUUGGGUAUUUGUAGGUAUUCUAUUCAAAAUUUAAUAUUUACUUAAUUU